Messenger RNA from Oppiella nova, 732 nucleotides. Lineage: Eukaryota; Metazoa; Arthropoda; Arachnida; Sarcoptiformes; Oppiidae. The record is from the annotation of a GenBank genome assembly.
AUGGGGGUUACAGUCGAGAAUGAGCCCAUUGAAGGUCAGGACCCGAACUACAGCUUCAACUGCCUGAACUUAACCGGUCCUACGGAACGGGAUUUCGUGAAACUCAAUUUGGGUCCGACCCUCGCGAAGGCCGGGUAUGGCAAAGACAAACUCAAUCUAAUGGUAUUCGACGAGAAUCUCAACGGUUUCCAAAAGUUCGUACCGCCUAUACUAGAGGACAGGGAGGCGGCUAAAUACGUGUCCGGCAUAGCCUAUCACUGGUAUAACAACAAAGAGAUGGGUGGUUAUCCCGAUGGAUUCCUAUCGGAAAUACAGCACAACUACACCGAUAUGUUUCUACUGAACUCCGAGGCCUGUCAUCUCGAGAGAGUGGUAUUAGGGCAGUGGAGUGCCGGCGAAAAAUAUGCCUUCGAUAUCAUUAGGGCUCUGAAUAAUUUUGUGAGGGGUUGGGUGGAUUGGAAUAUAGCGCUGGACAUGAAUGGUGGACCAAGGUGGAAUGAGAAAAAGGGUUACGGGGGUACUUUGAAUAUAGACCCGGCUAAGGGGGAGGCCUACAAACAGCCCUCGUUUUACAUGAUCGGACACUUCAGCAAAUUUAUUCCUCCAGAAUCGGUACGAAUCGGACACACAGUCGACAAAUCGGUGCCGAGUUUUACGGUCCUCACAGUCCAGAGACCCGACAAUCAGACGGUUUUGGUGGCACUCAAUGCCCGCGCCGACGAUAUUGUGCUC